AUGAAUCAAUUUAUUAAAUUUAAUUUUGUUUUUAUUAUUCUUAUUAUAUCUAUCUAUGGAAAAAAUAUUGAUAAUUCUUAUAAAACAUUAAAUGAUGAUCCAAAUGAUGAUCCAAUUGAUAUGUCAAUUUCAACUACAACAACUAAACAAAAUAAAAUAUCAUUAGCAUCAAUGAGUUGUAUUGAAUCUCGUCGAUGUGGUUGUUAUAAAGGUUAUUGUUGGGCAUAUAUUGAUGAAUAUCAAAUGCCAACAACUGGUUGGUGGUGUUUUACACAACAAGAAGGUAUACGUGGUAAACAAAAACAAUGGGCAAAAUGUACAAAUAGUAGUCAAUGUUCAUGGACUAUGACUUGUGGUGAUUGUUAUACUUAUGUUGGAAAAAGAACUGGUAUCAAAACAGAUAAAAUUCUUUGUUAA
Molecule: messenger RNA, 417 nt
Organism: Rotaria sordida
Lineage: Eukaryota; Metazoa; Rotifera; Eurotatoria; Philodinida; Philodinidae
Source: the annotation of a GenBank genome assembly